This is a messenger RNA of Aspergillus bombycis, 2118 nucleotides long. RefSeq lists its product as uncharacterized. The record is from RefSeq and is a predicted model, not a curated record. Bases 1 to 2118 code for a protein of 705 amino acids. The transcript has a single exon. Gene Ontology annotation, cellular component: cytoplasm. Gene Ontology annotation, biological process: cell population proliferation; mitotic spindle organization. Lineage: Eukaryota; Fungi; Ascomycota; Eurotiomycetes; Eurotiales; Aspergillaceae.
AUGGUUAGCGAUCUGAGCGCAGAUACUGAAAGGCGCCAGAGCUACACUGCUACACAAGAACCAAAUGAGCAGGACCUAGAUUAUGAUAACACCGACCCUAUACUGCCGCCUAGCUCACCAUUUCAGUAUGAGGCUAGGGAUGAUACAGUCGACUUCCAGAUGCUCCGGAGCCAACAAUUGUCUACGACCCCCAGGAAACGGUCCUACGAACAUGUACCUGAGGACGAUGCGUUAGACGAUAGAUACAGGAAAGGCACUGCUCGAAGAGAUAUGCCGAACAUCAGUGUCUAUACCGAUGAGGACGCCAGCAUCAAUAAUGAACAAAGCAGCAGAGAAACUGCUGGACUAGAGAUUGGAAACAGCCUAAUGGAAGAAAAGCACAACGAAGGAAUGAGCACAGUGAUCCACGAGAACAAUGGAAAUGAUGCCUCAAACGAAAAGGAGGGUGCGAGCCUGCACGAAGAUGAUGAUAUGAUUGACGACACAAACGAUUCCAUGGAUGAAACAUGCCUCAGCACGUUUUCCGCUGUUACCAAUGUGGACAUGACAUCAUUCGCACAUCUGCGGGGCGACUCACCGUUCAAGGCUAGACAACCCCUUCCGAGUAGCCCUAGUAAGCUACAAGGUGAUCUGGACGAAAAGGGUGAACCGGGGACUCCUACCACUGCUAGAAAAUCCCCCAGAGUAAGCGGCUUGGUUGAUUUCGGCUCACCCACGCCUAGAAAAAGAGAUGCAAGAGUUAGCAUAAAUCCAACCGAGACUCCCAACUUGCUUGACUUGUCAGACCAGCCCAGCUUUUUCCCGCACAAACGCUACAGCAUGCAAAAUGAGCGUUACUCUCCGUCACGGCGUUCGCCAUUAAGGACUGUCCAGGAAUCAACCAAGUCUCCUGCAAAAGUGUCAUUACUCGACUUUGAUCUCCCUGCUGCUCCAACCCCCCGGUCCAUCCCUUCCGUGACACCACGGGAGCUCGAGUCCCUGAAGUCCGGUUUUCUUUCAGAGAUUUCUUCUCUCAAAGCCACGCUAAGUGGCAAGGAGGCGGAAGUUGCUAGUCUUAAGCAGGCUGUUGCAGACGCCGAACGGCGUGUUGGAGAGACAUCAGAGGAGGUUCGGAAUGAAGCUGCCCGGAGGGAGACCCUAGAAAUCGAACAAGCUGAGUGGCAGAGAAGAGGUCAGGAGAUGGAAGAUGUCUUGCAAUCUGUCAAGGCUGAAAUGAUGGAAGGUGAACAGGAGAGAGAACAGUUGAUGAGACGAGCCGAGGAAAUGGAGAAGAGCAAGGAGCAGUUAGAAAGCAGGGUGGUUGAACUAGAGACACAGUUGAGCUCGGCUCGCAAACCAGCGUUGAACGACAAGUAUGCCUCUGAACGUGCGCAAAUCGGCAAAACUGCCGAGGAAACGGCGAAGGAAGUUCAAGAUGCCGUAGAGAAGGUUGCCCGCGAACUUCACACGCUGUAUAAGAGCAAACAUGAGACCAAGGUUGCUGCCUUGAAGAAAAGCUAUGAGGCACGUUGGGAUAAACGACUGCGAGAAGCUGAGAACAAAUUAAAAUCAGCUUAUGAAGACAAUGAGCGACUCAAGGUUGAGCGGGAUGCAGCUCUUUCGGAAGUCUCCCAGCCUGAUCUCAGCAUCAUCACGCAGAAGGACGAGCAUGAAGCAGAGAAACGUGUCCUAGAGGCUCAAAUCAAGGGUCUACAGCACGAGUUGAGUGCGCUCAAAGAUGACAGUGAGCGAUUGCACCAUGAGCUGAAAAUCGAACGGGCUGAGAAAGGCGAGCUUGUCGCUGCUGUAGAUGAGUGGUUAGCAAUCCAGCAGAAUCAGUCGUCAACCCAGGAUGACCUCCAGUCCCCAAGACCGCAGGCGGAUAAUUCUCCCGAGCCAACGCAAGUUGAUGUUGCGUCGGAGGACUUCAGACGAAGCAUUAGCCGCAGUAGUUCAAGCAGCAUACGUCCCCCGAGCACGGCGUCUAGCAACGGUGAAAAGAAGAUACCAAGGAUUCCAGCACCGGGGAACCGGCAGGCUCGCGGGAAUAGUGGAGGAAAGUCUGGGAUUGCUGUCUUCACUCCAGGUCGCAGUGGUAUCAUGGGCUCGAUAGAGCGAAUGGGUCGUGGUGGUGUGUGA